UGUGACCCCCUCCUCCCCUGUUCCCUGGGCUGGAAACCAAGAGAGGCAGCAAUAAGUUAAAGCUGAAGGCCGAAGCGAGAGCUGGGUCAGAUGGAGGCAGCAGCAGCCUCAACGACCACUGCAGCCAUGGACUCUGGCCCACAAGACUCGGAUAAUAAUUGGGUACUGGCUGGCUCCGAGAGCCUGCCUGUGGAGACCCUGGGCCCAGAAUCCAGUGUGGAGCCAGGAUCUGAGGGUACUGCCCUAGCUCCCCAGAGCUCCUUGGAGUCAGGUACUGCCAAGUUGUCUGGGACCUUGGAUGGAGCAGGAACCCUUGUCCAGACUGUAAGCCCCCCAUCUGAGCCCACUCUGCCAGAGGAGCCAGAGGUCAAGGGUGCCCUGGCAGGUGACAUGGGUGAUACGGGGCCUCCUGGCCCAGGGGACACAGAGGUGCCUGAAGAUGUGCAGGAGACGCCCGUGGCUGUGGGCCCAGGACUGGACACUCAGGACGUGGAACAUGGGGGCUCCCUGCGGAGGUUGCCCUCAAGCCCAAACCCCAAAGCAGCUGCCUCACCCGCGUCCCCAUCCCUCCUCCCAGCUUGGAUUGGGCAUGAGGGCCACUGUUCCAGCAGCGAUGAUGACACUGACAUGGAUGUGGAGGGUCUGCGGAGACGUCGGGGCCGGGAGCCCAGCCCGCCCCGCCCCACGGCACCCCUGGACACGGAGGACUGCACCCAGGUUGAGGGUGCUGCUGGGGAGCUGGGCAUCUCACUCAAUAUGUGCCUGCUCGGGGCCCUGGUGCUGCUCGGCCUGGGGCUCCUGCUUUUUUCUGGUGGCCUCUCAGAGUCUGAGAGUGACCCCGUGGAAGAAGUGGAGCUGCAGGUCUUCCCAGAUCCUGGCUUAGAUGCUGGCCCACUGGAUGGCACAGGGGGUGAGCCGGCUGGGCUGAAAGAGCAGUCACAGGCCCCGGCACCCUUGGACGCGGUUCCCAGCCUACAGAACAUGGGCCUUCUGCUGGACCGGCUGGCCAAGGAGAACCAGGAUAUCCGGCUGCUGCAGGCUCAGCUACAGGCCCAGAAAGAGGAGCUACAGAGCCUGCUGCACCAGCCCAAGGGGCUAGAGGAGGAGAACGCCCGGCUCCGGGGGGCUCUGCAGCAGGGUGAGGCCUCCCAGCGAGCCCUGGAGUUGGAGCUGCAGCAUCUGCGGGCCCGGCUCCAGGGCCUGGAAGCUGACUGCAUCCGGGGCCCAGACGGGGUGUGCCUCAGCUGGGGCAGGGGCCCACAGGUUGGCAAGGCUACCGAGGAGCAAGGCCCUGGGGCACGGGAGCCAGCUGCUGGCUUUCUGGAGCAGAAGAGGCAGCUGGAGGCUGAGGCCCAGGCACUACGGCGGGAGCUAGAGAGGCAGCGGCAGGUGUUGGGGUCCGUACAGCAGGACCUGCAGAGAAGCCUGCGGGAUGUGAGCAGAGGGGGCCCAGCUCCUGCGGGCCUGGCCGAGCUGGGCCAGAGAUUGGCCCAACAGCUGCGGGGCCUGGAGAACUGGAACCAGGAGCCUGGAGUCUCUGCCAAUGCCUCCUCAGAGGCCUGGCAGCAGAAACCCCAGCUCCAGAAUGCCAGGGAGUGGGGUGGGAAGGAGAAAUGGCGGGAUGGGCAGAAGGACUGGAAGCAUAAGAAGGAAGACUAUGGCCGGGAAAGAAAGAAGAGCUGGCAGGGCGAGGGGGCAGGGAAGCAGAAGGAGGGUCCCCCAAAAGCCGAGAAGUGGGGGAACAAGAAAGAUGGCAAGCCUUGGGACCGCAAGGGGUCUCCGAAGAAGAGCGGGGACCCUGACUCCCGGGAGAGGCAGAAGCACCCUUCGUGGAAGGAAGGGGCUCAGGAUGGGCAGGGCCCCCCUGUGCCCUGGGAGCAGCUGUUGAGGCACAGGUUCAGGGUGCCCCAGGGGUGCUCAGGUGUGGCCGAGUGUGCACGGCAAGAGGGCCUGGGCGGCUUUGGCACCGAGCUGGCCCCUGUGCAGCGGCAGGAGCUGGCAUCUCUGCUGAGAACAUACCUGGUGCGGCUGCCCUGGGCGGGCCAGCUGACCCAGGAGCUGCCCCUCUCAUCGGCUUACUUUGGUGAGGAUGGUGUCUUCCGGCAUGACCGCCUCCGCUUCCGGGAUUUUGUGGAUGCCUUGGAGGACAGCCUGGAGGAGGUGGCUGUGCGAGAGACUGGUGACGAUGAUGAGGUGGAUGACUUCGAGGACUUCAUCUUCAGCCACUUCUUUGGGGAUAAGGCACUUAAGAAGAGGUCAGAGAAGAAGGAAAAGCACUGGCGGAAAGACAGGGAGCCCAGGCGCUGGGAGGAGCACGGCCACACUCGCCACCCCCCUCACCACCGCGGCUGAGGCCCAGCCCGAAGUCCAUAGACACUGUCUAAUCCCUGGAGGCCAGGCCCCACCCAAGCCGCUGGCAUCUCUCCUUGGAUAUCCUUCACUCAGGAGAGCAAAGGAUUUCAGCCUUGUGCACCUGUCCUGCUGUUUAUGCAAAUGAAUGCAAAUGACAAGGACCUGCAGCAGUGUGAAUGUGAAGCCCAUGUGAAGGGGGUGGGGGCAAGGUCGUGGGAGCCUUUUUGAGGGAGGGGCAUCAUUUGGAUUCAGAAGGUAAAGAGCUCUUUGAUCCUAUGGUGUGUGUCCCCAGAGUGGGCUCCAUACACCGUCCCAGCUUCCCCUCCCCCAGGGCCUUGACUAAAGUUGUUGGCUGGGGGCCAGGAGCGUUUUGCUAAAUUUGGAAGCAGCUGUUCCCCAGGGAGGGGGUCAAGUCCCCUCUUGACCCCUGCUUCUCACGCGGCCUCAUCUCCCUUGUGAACUGCAAACCCAGAUGCUAAUAAAGUGCUGUGUGAGCUGAA
Ochotona curzoniae (black-lipped pika) is the source of this 2852-nucleotide messenger RNA. RefSeq names its product PBX homeobox interacting protein 1 (gene PBXIP1). The record is from RefSeq and is a predicted model, not a curated record. The transcript has 11 exons. Lineage: Eukaryota; Metazoa; Chordata; Mammalia; Lagomorpha; Ochotonidae. The coding region runs from base 91 to 2352 and encodes 753 amino acids.